Messenger RNA from Aspergillus tanneri, 528 nucleotides. RefSeq lists its product as uncharacterized. The record is from RefSeq and is a predicted model, not a curated record. Gene Ontology annotation, cellular component: fungal-type vacuole membrane. NCBI's taxonomy places the organism in Eukaryota, Fungi, Ascomycota, Eurotiomycetes, Eurotiales, Aspergillaceae. The coding region runs from base 1 to 528 and encodes 175 amino acids. The transcript is spliced from 5 exons.
AUGGUCACUGUGACGUAUAAUAAGACCGUCUCGAUGAAGGGUCUCAACUGGUUGAAUGGCUUCAAAUUGCUCAAUUUACACCUUGUCGAUGUGCAAUCCGAUGGGAUAAUCUCAGAAGGCAAGGUACUAAUCCCAAAUGCUUAUGUGAUGGCGAUUUCCUUGGGCAAAGUGACUAUGAAUCUCUCCAUAGAUGGAACAAAAGUUGGGAAGGCCCACUUAAACGAUCUUGUUCUUCAGCCUGGUGACAAUACCGUCCCCGUGAAGGCCAUUGUGGACCCGGCAACUAUGGUUCGGCUGCUUGCGUUGAAAAAGGGCACCGAUUUGGUGGUGCCCGUGGAUAUCACGGCGUUGGAUAACUCCAACGGUUAUUGGAAACUCACUGGCGUCGAUUUUGGGACGAGACUGAACAGAGGGCUUGGUAUGACUGUGAUCAGUGAUGUCAAUGUCAAGCGCCUUCGAGAAGAUUUGGUGAAGUCGUUCGGGGGCAGCGGCAUUAGUGGAAUUAAGGCGGAAACUGUCCUGGAGUAG